Molecule: messenger RNA, 1326 nt
Organism: Symbiodinium sp. CCMP2592
Lineage: Eukaryota; Dinophyceae; Suessiales; Symbiodiniaceae
Source: the annotation of a GenBank genome assembly
AUGCUGCGCAUCUGGAAAGCUUCGGGUGAGGAGGUGGCAGCUCUUCCGCUCGAGGAGGUUGACGAUGUGCGCUCCCUGAAGCAGUACCUCCAGAACCUCUGCGGGGUGCCGCGCUUCAGACAGCGCCUCAUCGCCGAUGGUCGAGCAUUGGAGGACGACUUCAGGUGUCUCGAGGCAGGGGACCUUCAGCUGAUCCUUUUGUCCUUCCGCGAGGCCUCCGACGCGGAAGCUGGUGAGCUCAGCUUGGCAGUGCGAGAAGGACGCGUUGCUGAGGUGGAGGAGAUGUUGAGUCGGCCCUUGCAUCCGGACUCAACCUCCAAAGAGGUCUGGUACACGCCGCUGUAUGCUGCAAGUCACAAAGGGGAUGUCGAGAUGGUGAGUUUGCUGCUGGAGGCCUCAGCCGACAAGGAGAGAAGGUGUCACGGCUUCACUCCUCUCGGCAUCGCUUGUGUUCUUGGCCGCGCCAACGUUGCAAGCGUGCUGCUGGAGGCUGGCGUCGACAAGGAUAAGGACUGCACAUGGGAAGGUGCCACGCCGCUGGGGGCCGCCGCCGACCACGGCCGUGAGGCGACCGUGCGCUUGAUGCUGGAAGCUGGCGCGGACAAGGAGAAGGUUUGGGGAGAUGGGAUGACGCCGCUGGGAGCGGCGGCUUCGAAGGGCCGCAUCAAAGCUGCGCGCCUGCUCCUGGAUGCCGGUGCAGAGAAGGAAUGUCGGUGCCAGGGUGGUGCCACGCCUCUCGGACUUGCAUCCAGCCGGGGCUUUCCGAACCUUGUGCAGAUGCUCCUGGAGGCCGGUGCUGACAAGGACGCCUGCAGGCGCGAUGGUACGACUCCGCUUGGCGUGGCUGCCCGCAAAGGUGCAGCAUGCCACAUGUCCAUUGCCCGUUUACUCUUAUCGGCCAGCGCCGACAAGGACAAGCCAGGCAGAGCUGAUGGGGCACCACCUUUGGGCAUCGCUGCCAGCAAGGGGAAUGCUGAAAUGGUGUACAUGCUGUUAGAUGCCGCGGCUGAUCUAGAGAAGUCCUGGGCAUCUGGCGCAACACCUUUGGGUGUGGCCUGCCGCUAUGGCCGCACAACCAUCGUGCGCUUGCUUUUGGAAGCCAACGCAGACAAGGACAAGCCUUGCAGAUGGGACGGUGGAACACCUUUGGGUGUUGCAGGCCGACUUGGCUUCACAGCGAUCGUGAAGCUGCUGCUGGACUUCCGCGCUGACAAAGACAAGGCUUGGGGGCUCGAUGGCACGACGCCUCUCCGCGAUGCCAUCAGGAGGGGCCAAAGAGAUCUCGUCAGGCUUCUGAGCUCGGCGAAUGAAAAGAACACCGCGUAA